Molecule: messenger RNA, 1307 nt
Organism: Crotalus tigris (Tiger rattlesnake)
Lineage: Eukaryota; Metazoa; Chordata; Lepidosauria; Squamata; Viperidae
Product: cytochrome b reductase 1
Exons: 4
Coding region: 341-1168 (275 amino acids)
Cellular component (GO): lysosomal membrane
Molecular function (GO): oxidoreductase activity
Source: RefSeq, a predicted model, not a curated record
CCUCCGAAACAAACAAACGAGCAAAAAAGCCCUAAUUAUUCUUAAAGGAAAAGCAUUUAGGAGCGCAAACUUUUGACUUCAGUUUAUUUCGGGUCCGAGGAGAAAAGGAGGCGCCGAAAGAAGCAGCGGACCGGGCCUUGAACGUCCCUGCCCCCUUCUCGUGAUUCUCCAGGCCGGUCCAAGAGGGGAGGGAAUCCGCGCUUUCUCUCACACCCCUUUCUUUCCCUCCAGGGGACGAAAGAAGAGGAAGCCGCGACACGCCGAGCCGUCCGUCUCCCGUCUCCGCCCCGCUCUCGAAUUUGUUUGGAUCCCCUGCAGUUACGUCGUGGUGUGGAGGGAGAUGGAGGGCUUCAAGCUCUUUCUGGCGUUCUUCGCGUCCGCGCUGCUGCUCGGCUUCCUCUCCGUCGUCUUCGCCCUGGUCUGGGUUCUCCACUACCGCGAAGGGCUCGCCUGGAACGGAGACUUGGCCGAGUUCAAUUGGCACCCGGUCCUCAUCAUCACGGGCUUCGUGUUCAUCCAAGGGAUCGCAAUUAUUGUAUAUAGGUUACCAUGGACCUGGAAAUGCAGCAAAUUUUUGAUGAAAUUAAUCCAUGCCGGGUUACAUACUGUUGCUCUGACGCUUGCUAUUAUUUCCCUGGUGGCUGUUUUUGAUUUCCAUAAUGCUAAGAAGAUUCCUAACAUGUACAGUCUGCACAGCUGGAUUGGAUUGACUGCUGUAAUUCUUUAUGCUCUGCAGCUUGUUCUAGGCCUUCUGGUUUUCCUGCUUCCCAUUGCCUCCACUUCCCUUCGGACAAUUGUUAUGCCGAUACACGUUUAUUCAGGACUUCUCCUCUUUGGAUCAGUGAUUGCCACAGCCCUAAUGGGAAUUACAGAAAAACUUUUUUUUACUCUAAAGGAAAAUCCUUCCUAUAGCAGUUCUCCAGAAGAAGCUAUUUUUGUCAAUGUUCUCGGUGUCCUAAUUGUUGCCUAUGGAGCUGUAAUUUUGUGGAUGGCUACAAGGCCCCAUUGGAAGCGCCCACUCGAAUACAUUUUCCAAACCCAUGAACGGAUUGGAGAAGGGCUCAGUGAUGAUGACUGUCAUAGUCCAGAUCUGGAGUUCAACAGUGAUGCAGCUGCUAGGAAGAGAAGUCCUAAAUCUGAUGAAGCCGGACAGAGAUCAGCGAUGUAAAGAAAGCGUAUAACAAUAAUUUGCAAAGAAGAAAACGUAACUUUCCUAUUCUCCCCCAGAUCUUCAACACACUAUGUAUUGCUUUAUUAAUAUUGUUAGAAUUUUUCUGAAUAAAUGAGGACAGUUGCAAAGACUUUAA